Messenger RNA from Suillus clintonianus, 1496 nucleotides. RefSeq lists its product as uncharacterized. The record is from RefSeq and is a predicted model, not a curated record. The transcript has 6 exons. The coding region runs from base 355 to 1275 and encodes 306 amino acids. Lineage: Eukaryota; Fungi; Basidiomycota; Agaricomycetes; Boletales; Suillaceae.
CAUCAGACUGCGACUGAAGACUGCCGACGGACGUAGCACGCAGCUGACUCGAAUGUUGCCUGGUACAGCAGGCGCCGGGAUGAAAGCUUUUCAAUCAAGGCUCAUCCAACCACUGUACAUUGUAAUAACAGAACCCAAGCUUUCGGAUCUGAUCAUGAACAAUCACACUUGUUUGAAUGGAUCCGACAACCUCAUCAAUGCAUCCUCAGACCAAAAUCUCAGAACGCUCUCACGUUGGUAUAUGCAUCCGAGUUUUUGACGCCUGUCACACAGCAGCACACAGCAGUACACUGCCUUACACCCUUUUAAAACCUCGAGAUCGUCACUCACCGGCAAACCAUAAACUCACCACAAAUGUGGAACUGGCUCACCAACCCGAACUCGCAUGCGCAACGCAAGUUCGUUGAGCUUAUAUUUGAGCGAACUGGAAAGUACCCCAACUGGGACCCACCGUCGGAGAUUCCAGUUGGGUCAUACGGAUUGAUCGACAAAGACACGGGCAAAUUGAUCCCCCAAGGCUCCAUAUACUCACAUGAUUUCAGACAACGUCUCGUCGACGCAGGUAUCGACCCCGAUUCUAACGAGCAUCAACCCAAAGACUGUCCGGAAGAGUCUGAGUUCACAGCUUGGUCGAAAAAUGUCAGGAGACUCGAAUUGAACGUUGAAUCUCAUGCAGGUGUGCCUGGGAUUGCCGCAGCAAGUAUCAAAGGAACAUGGCAGAUCAAGAAAGGAACUACGGGCGCUGUCUUGCUCAUGAAUAAGCCUCGCAUUAAACACAUCACUCCAAACAUCCUUGGGAAGCUCGCGAACAUCGAGCUCCUUCAGAAUGUGCAUCUCGUUACCAAGGUCUUUUAUUGUCCUGCCUUCUCCUUGUACCUCUCAGAUAAAAGCGGAGAAAAUAUCAGUAUCGCUCUUCUAGCUUCCGCCCCCAUUGUGGCGCCUGUGACCGUUGGUGCGACGGCUUCGAUGAGAUGGUGGAGUAACACACAAGCUGGAUUAUCACGCAAUGGAUGCAAGACGGAGCAUUGCUUCACUCCCUUGUAUGAACUUCAUCAUGUUAGGCACCACCGAAACAGGCGGGCAUCAAUAUCCCCUGAACGCACAGGCGAACAAUUAUGGGUUACCCCUCCCCUCCCGUGGGCGCCUCUCGAUGAGGAUGGCCAAGAGGUGCCGGUAUAUAUCAACGAUACGGAUUCAAGCGACUCUGAGCAAGAAGAAGGUCGCCAAGAACACACCCCCAGCGGAGAACCAUUGGCUGCAAUACCCGAAUACUAACUCGCCUUCCAAGGUACAAAUAUAUUAAGAUGUUUGUGCUGGGAUUCAUGACAAGCUUGCAUCUUAUUUGCAACACCAGCAACCAGCAUUACGACUCUCAUAUGGACUGCACAGAAUACCUCGGAAUACUCACAAUAUCACUAGCCUUCAUAUACAUAUGUACUCUAACCUGUGCCCGCCAUCUCAGAUUCCAUUGCAAUAUUAUGAAGUUCACCCACCUA